Kazachstania africana CBS 2517 is the source of this 2688-nucleotide messenger RNA. RefSeq names its product protein kinase PKH3 (gene PKH3). The coding region runs from base 1 to 2688 and encodes 895 amino acids. Lineage: Eukaryota; Fungi; Ascomycota; Saccharomycetes; Saccharomycetales; Saccharomycetaceae. The record is from RefSeq and is a predicted model, not a curated record. Gene Ontology annotation, molecular function: ATP binding; protein serine/threonine kinase activity. The transcript has a single exon. Gene Ontology annotation, biological process: intracellular signal transduction; peptidyl-serine phosphorylation.
AUGGCUUCUAGAAAACGGUCUCCACAUGAUUUCUUAUUCAGGGAAGAACUAGGCCAUGGCUCUUAUUCAACUGUUUACAAAGCUAUUGACAAGCGCAAUGCAAAUAAGGUGUAUGCUAUCAAAGUUUGCUCUAAGGCACAUAUAAUACAAGAAUCCAAAGUGAAAUACGUUACCAUUGAAAAAAAUACGUUGAACCUGUUGGCAAAGGCAAAACAUCCAGGAAUUGUGAAACUUUACUAUACAUUUCAUGACCAGGAAAACUUAUAUUUUGUAUUAGAUUUUGCUGCAGGGGGUGAGUUGCUUUCAUUAUUACAUAAAUACACAAAGUUCAAUGAAGUCUGGGCAAGACAUUUUACUGUUCAAUUGAUUGAUACAUUACAAUACAUCCAUUCUCAAGGGGUCAUUCAUCGAGAUCUGAAGCCGGAAAAUGUUCUAUUGGAUAAGGAAGGUCGGUUAAUGAUCACUGAUUUUGGCGCAGCUGCCACUUUCAACUCUGAACAGGAUAGCAAAGGUGUUUCAGGGAGUAGUAGUACGUCUUCAUUUGUUGGAACUGCUGAAUAUGUUUCUCCCGAGCUUCUGUUAUACAAUCAAUGUGGUUUCGGGUCAGAUGUUUGGGCUUUAGGUUGUAUGAUCUUUCAAUUCAUCGAAGGCCACCCACCAUUUAGAGGAGAAAAUGAAUUGAAGACAUUUGAGAAAAUAGUAGCUUUGGACUAUACGUGGAAUUCUAAUAACAAUAGCACUACUGCUGUCAACACAAAAUCAAAUCCCAUUAUUGUUAAUCUCGUUCGAAGGAUACUUACACUCGAUACAAAAUCAAGAAUGUCAUUGAAGGAAAUUCAACUAGAUGUUUGGUUCCAAAAUGUAGAUUGGAAUGAUAAAGCAGAAAUAUGGAAAGGUAUUUGGCAGAUUCAACAAACUUAUAACAAUUAUCCACUAAGUUAUUCAUACCAACACAAUAUGCCGAAUCGACACCUUCACGUCAUAGAUAUUCCUUUAAAAAACAUAGCAAUAACGAAACAAAAAAAGAAAAAGCCUAUGAAAGCAGCAAAUACUACCAAUAGCAUUGUUGAGUGGAGAAAAAAACUAGGAAUAUCCAACGGGCCAAAACAAAAUAUGUUUACUCCACCUAUAUUGCUCGAUACAAUGGCCACUCCUGUAUCAAAUAUGAAAAAUGUGCCCCAACAAAAUAAUGUUAAUAAUAUUCCAGCUUCAAACAAUGGCAACACUACAGUACCAGCACCAUCAAAUUACAUUCAACCACCUCUAAACACUACUGUAACGUCACAUUCAAGAUCGGUACCCAGCCUGUUUCCACUUACACCCAACUUUCCCAAACAAAAUAGCAUUAUAACACCUCAGCCAAUUCAAAGAGAGGCCGUUUUGCAACAGACAAACAAUCAACUAGCUCACACUUUCCCUAUUGAAUCCAUAUCUAAUGACAACAUCAUAGGAAAUACUAUUAAUGAUGGUCAGUUUGCUCAAAACCAGGUUAUUUCUACAAAAAUCGAAGCUAUAGUACCUCCUAAAAAAAUACUCAAGCAAGAUUUUAUUUAUAUGCACGCAAUCCCUUAUAAGGUUAACGGUCCAAAAAUGUCAAUGCAAAGUUACAACCUGAUUGAUAAUGAAUUAAUAACAUCCUUAGUUACGCAAAACAAAUCAGCAUUAAAGUCCUCAGCGAAGAUACCAAAGUUGCUGACUCUAUCUGAAGACGGCUAUCUUUCAUAUUAUGAUGAUUUUGCAGGAUCCGAAAAGUGUGAUAUGGUUAACAUUGGGGAUUCUGAUCUUUCAAUGUACGAUUUUGAAUUUGAUGAAGUAACGAGAAAGGGCUACUUAAUAUUGGAAAAAUAUAAAUAUAUGAUUUGGUUUAUCUCAUUACCUUCAUUCUCUGCAAUAUCGUCAUUGUCACCUUCUCCUCAUGUUGCGACCACAACGUCCGUCAACUCUGUUGUGGUUAACAUUGCAGAAAAUUGGGUUGAUUGUUUUUUCAGGGCAAGACAAUUAUUAGAUGAAAAAGAGCUAUUAGACAAGAUGGGAAGGAUUUCAAUUAGUGCGGAAUCUGGACAAGUUUCAGGAACAACACCUACGUCCUAUAAUCCAAGCCCAACUACGACUUCAUUCACUUCCUCAGAGCCAAGCCCAAUUAAUGAUCUCCACAUUCCUAAUAAAUACAUAAAUGCGUCACAUAAACAGAACAGCUUUUUAGUUCCUACUGAUGCUGUAACUCAAAAGAUGUCAAAGAAUGAUAAUGCGAGGAAUAAAAGACUUCAAGUACCAGGGCCUUUUCCUCAGACGACCCCCGCUGGUACAAAAACUCAAAUAGGCUUAGCCUCUCAAGAAAAUAGGAGAAUUGCAUCUGAUGCUAUUAACGCCUCAAAUUACGGUCGCAUCACUACUAGCCCAAUUCUAAAUGGAAGAGAACAACGCUCUGGUGUACCGUCACCAAAGAUUCCUAACAGGACAACUUCUACAGCUUCUCCAGGGGCGCCCUUCAAAAAAUAUAAUGUACCCAAGAAUCUUGUCGUUAGUAGUAGUAGGUACGAAGUUAUUCAUGCCCUGAAUGGGUUUUCAAAUUUUGAGCAAUCAGCCGCAAGUUCUGGUGCAUCUGCCGCUUUUAAGAACUUACAACGACAAAAAGAAUCUAGUAAUAGAAGUAACAAUACAAGAAGGUCUAGUGCAACUCAAAAAUAG